UCCUCAAAAAAAAAAAAAAAAAAAAAAAAAGGUAGGUUAUCUCAACCACCAUCACUGACUCUCUCACUAGCACCUCUUGGUGCGAAAAAUCAUAGCUUUGUUUGCUUUUUAGUGCAUUGGAUGCCACAUUAGCUAGCACCCAUCACCUCAGAGAAAUCAUAACUACUAACUACAGAGUUGUUACUGUGUUUAACAAGCAUUCCCGAGCAAAGAUAAGAGACUCCUUGAUUCAGAUCUGAAAAAAGAAUGAAACAGCUCGUUAUCUGCUUGAUUUGAUAAAGAGUUAGGAAAUGGAAGAUCUGGGUUUUGUUUUGAGUUGGAUUUUCUUGGUGGGUCUGGUUUUUAUUCAAGGAAAUGCAGACCCAGUUGAGGAUAAGCUAGCUUUGCUUGAGUUUGUGAACAAUUUGCCUCACUCUCGCUCUCUAAAUUGGAACCAGAGUAACUCUGUGUGUGCCUACUGGACUGGAGUGACUUGCAAUGAGGAUAAAUCUCGAGUAACAGCCGUACGAUUGCCUGGAAUUGGAUUUAAUGGUCCGAUUCCGCCUUACACUAUAAGCCGACUCUCAGCUUUGCAAGUUUUGAGCCUCAGAUCCAAUUUAAUAUCUGGGAACUUCCCUUCAGAUUUUGCUAAUCUCAAAAACCUGUCUUUACUGUACCUUCAAUUCAACAACUUCUCGGGUCCAUUGCCAUUGGAUUUCUCAGUUUGGAAGAACUUAACUAUUAUCAAUUUGUCUAACAAUGGUUUCAAUGGAAGCAUUCCUCACUCACUUUCGAAUUUGACCCAGUUGGCAGGUUUGAAUCUUGCAAACAAUUCACUCUCCGGUGAACUCCCUGACCUCAAUUUGCCAAGAUUGCAAGUGCUAAAUGUGUCUAACAAUGAUCUCAAUGGUACUUUGCCCAAGUCACUUGAGAGGUUUCCAAGGUCUGUGUUUAGUGGCAACAACAUUUCUUUUGAAAGUGUUACUCCUAAUAUGCCACCAGUGUUUCCACCCUCUUCAGAAUCUUAUCCCAAGCCUAAGAAUUCAGGGAGGCUUGGUGAAACGGCUUUGUUAGCAAUUAUAGUUGCUGGUGGUAUUCUGGGGGUUGUGGCAUUUGCUUUUCUGAUACUAGUUUGCUGCUUGAGAAGAAAAAGGGUAGAUAUGUUAUCGGAUAAGUUGCAGAAGGGAGAGAUGUCGCCAGAGAAAGCAAUUUCAAGGAGUCAAGAUGCGAAUAAUAGACUGGUUUUCUUUGAGGGUUGUCACUAUACAUUUGAUUUGGAGGAUUUACUGAGGGCCUCUGCUGAGGUACUGGGAAAGGGGACAUUUGGUACGGCUUAUAAGGCGAUUCUAGAGGAUGCAACCACUGUGGUGGUAAAGAGGUUGAAGGACGUAAGCUCUGGGAAGCGGGAUUUCGAGCAGCAAAUGCAGGUUGUAGGGAGUAUCAAACAUGAGAAUGUGGUGGAGCUGAAGGCAUAUUACUAUUCCAAAGAUGAGAAGCUGAUGGUGUAUGAUUAUUUCAGCCAGGGGAGUGUUUUUGCUUUGUUGCAUGGUAAAAGAGGAGAGGAUAGGACCCCUUUGGAUUGGGAUACCCGACUAAGAAUAGCUAUAGGUGCAGCAAUAGGCAUUGCUCGUAUUCAUUUAGAGAAUGGUGGGAAACUCGUUCAUGGCAACAUUAAAUCCUCGAAUAUCUUUCUCAAUUCCAAAAAGUAUGGAUGUGUUUCUGAUGUUGGCUUGACAACAAUAAUGAGCUCACUGGCCCCACCUAUCUCCCGUGCUGCUGGAUACCGAGCCCCAGAAGUGACAGACACCCGAAAAGCAGCACAGCCCUCUGAUGUCUACAGCUUUGGGGUGGUGUUAUUGGAGCUCCUCACUGGAAAAUCCCCCAUUCAUACUACUGCUGGUGAUGAGAUUGUUCACUUGGUCAGGUGGGUUCAUUCAGUUGUCCGAGAGGAGUGGACAGCAGAAGUGUUUGACCUAGAGCUGAUGAGGUACCCAAAUAUUGAGGAAGAGAUGGUGGAGAUGUUACAGAUAGCUAUGUCAUGUGUAGUGAGGAUGCCAGAUCAGAGACCUAAAAUGCUGGAGGUAGUCAAAAUGAUAGAAAAUGUCCAGCGGCUUGAUAGUACUGAGAAUCAUCCAUCACCCGGAAACAAAUCUGAAAGUUUGACCCCACCACAACUGGUGGUUGGGACAGAAUCUUCCACUUCUUCACAGUGAGUGAACCAUUUGUUCAUCUUUUUUCCCUGGUCUGGUGGUGCAUUUUCAGUUCAAUUCAUCCAAGAUGUUUUGUUUUGCUCUUGUUACUGAACAAAAUUAUGAUUAAUUUUCAUCGACCUGAUCCCAGUAAGGUAGAGUUAGAUCAGGUUACAUGUCGGUGUAUUAGUAGGCUGUUAAUGCCCAUGAUAGUGGUAAGAUGUGCUCUAUAACUUAAUUCUCUCCCUUGCUCUCUCUGAUGCACAAACAGCAAUCUCAUGGAAUGCUCUGCUUAAUUGAAUGCAGAAUCAGGCAACUUUGAAUGCACGUAUAACUUCCUGCAUAUAGAGCACAAUUUGUCAAA
Molecule: messenger RNA, 2532 nt
Organism: Quercus robur (English oak)
Lineage: Eukaryota; Viridiplantae; Streptophyta; Magnoliopsida; Fagales; Fagaceae
Product: probable inactive receptor kinase At4g23740
Exons: 4
Coding region: 291-2192 (633 amino acids)
Biological process (GO): protein phosphorylation
Molecular function (GO): protein kinase activity; ATP binding; protein binding
Source: RefSeq, a predicted model, not a curated record